AUGUCCAACGCCGAGGCCUGGAAAAGACGUUCCAUAUACCAAGUCCUCACCGACAGAUUUGCCAUAGAAGACGAGAACCGCCAGAUUGGAGGCUCAGAUCAUGGGAUUAGAGAUUAUUGUGGUGGAACAUGGAGGGGAAUAAUAUCUAAACUUGAUUACAUCCAAGGAAUGGGUUUCGACGCCAUAUGGAUUUCACCCGUUUGUUUCUUCAGCAUCACCAAUGUAUUAACUUCAGUCACUAACUACUCUCUUCAGAUUUCUAAGAAUAUCGAAGAAGUGACCGAAUAUGGAGUUGCCUAUCAUGGAUAUUGGACCGAGGACAUUUAUUCAGUAAAUCCACAUUUUGGAACUGCAGACGAUUUACUCGCCCUGUCGGAUGCGUUGCACGCACGGGGAAUGUUCUUGAUGAUUGAUGUGGUGGUCAAUCAUAUGGGUUCACCCCCUACCGUGGAUUAUUCCAGAUACGUACCUUUCAAUGAUUCAUCAUACUAUCAUCCAAAGUCGAUGAUCACCAACUAUGAUAAUCAACAGGAUUGUGAGGAAGGAUGGUUGGGGGACGGUCAUGUGUCUUUGCCUGAUCUCAAUACCGAAGAUCCUAAUGUGGUAAUCACCCUUCAGAGUUGGAUCACCAAAAUUGUACAGAAGUUCAAGAUUGAUGGUCUGAGAAUUGAUACCGCCAAACAUGUCAGAAAGAAUUUUUGGCCGGAUUUUGUUCGGUCUGCGGGGGUUUGGUCUUUGGGUGAGGUACUAUCAGGAGAUCCUGACUACCUAAGCGCAUAUCAACCAUACAUCGGAGGACUCUUAGAUUAUGGGACGUAUUAUCCUUUGAAGAGAGCCUUCAAUAGAGAUGGUGGAAGUAUGUACGAUCUUAUCAACCUCCUCACUCCUGAAUACCGAUCCAAAUUCUGCGACAUGCAGCAAAUGUCGACUUUUAUGGAGAAUCACGACAUGCCGCGGUUUACCCACGACACGAACGCAGAUUUGGCUGUCGUGAAGAAUGCUAUGGCAUGGACUUUACUCACAGAUGGUGUGCCAAUCAUUUACUACGGACAAGAGCAAUCCUAUUCUGGAGAUGGGGAUCCUGGCUCCCGAGAACUGAUGUGGACAUCCAAGUAUAACAUUACUCCACUAUACCAGUACAUCGCACGUUUGAAUCAGAUCCGAAAGCUGAGUUGGGAUUCCGGUUUCGGUACCCAUCUAACCACACGUCUUUAUGUUGACGACCACAUUGCUGCUACGCAAAAGGGCCCUCUACUCAUGGUACUGACCAACCAAGGUAGCCAAGCGAAACCCAAAAAGAUCUCCGUACCUACCAUGUUCAAAAAAGGUACCAUAUUAGUCGACAUCCUCACAGGAGAAUCAUUCACCGUCAAACGAUCCAUCAAAGUCACCAUAGCGGCCGGCGAACCUCGAAUUUUCCUCCCUCUUCGUCUCGCAAAGGAGAUAUGCGAGAAUAUUACACCACCGACCCAAAGUCUCAUAUCUAGAUUCUUCACUAACCUAUUUAGUUUCGGGUCAGCUUCACAAUCGCAAGCGGCUGCUGAAAUCACCAGUUGGCCACACGGGGAUCCGGUUUCACAUGGAGAUAUUAUACUUAAAGAGAAGGAUCCGGUUACAGACCAGACAGAGGCUAAGAUUUUAGUGCCGAGUGUUGAGCAGAGUUCAUCUCCAUGGUCUAUAUUUUAUACGCGUACGUCGGGAUAG
Molecule: messenger RNA, 1704 nt
Organism: Sclerotinia borealis F-4128
Lineage: Eukaryota; Fungi; Ascomycota; Leotiomycetes; Helotiales; Sclerotiniaceae
Source: the annotation of a GenBank genome assembly